UACAUGCGCCUGUUAUUGCACCCAAAGCUUUUCUGCAACCAAGUCAAGAAGAUAUUGAAAUAUAUGGACCAAAUACAAAAAUGAUCCAGUUCCAAAAGGGGGACAGCGUUGGUAUGCGUCUUGCUGGUGGUAAUGAUGUUGGUAUCUAUGUUGCUGGUGUUCAGGAAGGCAGUGCGGCUGAGCAGGAAGGUCUACAGGAGGGAGAUCAAUUGCUUAAGGUAAACUCACAGGAUUUCAGGUGCAUUGUAAGAGAAGAUGCAGUUCUUUAUUUGUUGGAAAUUCCAAAAGGAGAAGAAGUAACAAUUCUCACCCAAAGCAGAUUUGAUGUGUACAAAAACAUACUUGCCUGUGGCCGAGGAGAUUCGUUCUUCAUAAGGACCCAUUUUGAAUAUGAAAAAGAAGCUUUACAGUUCUUAAAUUUCACUAGAGGGGAAAUUUUUAGAGUUGUAGAUACCCUUUAUGAUGGAAAGCUUGGCAGCUGGCUGGCUGUAAGGAUUGCCAACGAGUUGGAAAAGGGCAUUAUACCAAGUAAAAGCAGAGCCGACCAACUAGCCAGUGUACAGAAUGCUCAGCGAGGUACAGCUGGGGACAGAGCAGACUUCUGGAAAAACCGGGCACAGCGUUCAGGGGCUAAAAAGAAUGCAAGGAAGAGUCGUGAGGAUCUGUCAACUAUAGCUGUGGUCAGCACAAAGUUCCCGUCUUAUGAACGGGUGCUGCUUCGAGAAGGUGAAGUUAGCUUCAGAUCUGCCAAUUGCUUACACACCAGUACUGUGGUAGGAUUGGUCAGAACUAGGGGUUCAAAGGGGAUUCAUUAUUUUAUAUUAAAGGGACAUUAAACACUUUGAGAUGGU
Messenger RNA from Bombina bombina (fire-bellied toad), 851 nucleotides. Its product is annotated as tight junction protein ZO-2. The annotation marks the transcript as partial. The record is from RefSeq and is a predicted model, not a curated record. The transcript is spliced from 5 exons. Gene Ontology annotation, molecular function: cell adhesion molecule binding. NCBI's taxonomy places the organism in Eukaryota, Metazoa, Chordata, Amphibia, Anura, Bombinatoridae. Gene Ontology annotation, biological process: cell-cell adhesion; cell-cell junction organization; establishment of endothelial intestinal barrier. Gene Ontology annotation, cellular component: plasma membrane; bicellular tight junction.